AUGGAGAGUUCCGGGGCUCCCGCCGAAACCGCCGUCAGAUUGGAGUGCCCCGAGGUGAGCCUUCUCUUGGUCCUGCUGCCCUCAUCAGUGUUCGUUUUUCUUUUUUUCCUUCCUUUCUUCCUUUCUUGCCGCUGCUCCAGGCGUGGCCCUGGUGGAGGCUCUGCUCAGUAAUUUAUUGAUUUAUUUCUUGGGAAAGGGAAUUUUUGCAUCCACAGUCCUGUUUUAUAUUCUUUCCUCUGAAAGAAAGGAUUUGUGAAUGACCUUUAUUUCGAUGAUUAUUUUUUUGCAUAGUCCAUGUUAUGAUUGUGACAUAUGCUCAUGCAAUACUUCUUCUAGCCACAUCUGUAAGGCUAGUUCAUUCAAUCCCUGCGUCAUAACCUCUUUCUAAGUCGCCUUUAUAUUUUUUUACCACCUUUUUUUUGCUCUUAGGAGCUAUGCUCAUGCUAGUUACAGUGUAUACAUCGAGGAUGAUUCCAUAAGAUGAACAUCGACAUAUUAGCAUCCCCUGCCCAUUCUUGAAUCCGUUUGACCAAAGGGUCUUGACGACUUUGCAGGCAUUGAACCUGGAUGAGUGCAAUGGUGGGGAAAUUCAGCCAGCUGCAAGGUCUAGGCGGUCUCCAAACUUAACCACAUUACAGAUACCCGCAAGACCAUCAGGAAACCCAUUGCCCGCACCCACAAGAGUCAGCACUCUGUCUCUAGCCACUCCAACAUCCACACGAUCAGGAUUGCCUCCUCGACCCAAUUCCACUAGAACGAAGGGAUCUGUGAGAAACUUGAAUCUGCAAAGGAGCUUUCCAAUGAAAAGCUUGUCCCUCGAGAGUGAAAAGUCUGGCCUGCUCGCUUCUGGUGCAUCUCCACUUGAGGAACCUCAGGAUAGGCCUUCGACUUCACGGUCAAUUUCUCUCACUCAGGUGUUUUUGUCUGCAAAGACAAAAAGAACGCUUUCUCUGCCUGUCACACGAGUUGCAGGUGCAGAUAAUGUGCCUGAACAGGAUGGGCAUGCAAUCAAUCUCUCUAGAUCGGAUGUAAGUUUCCUGUGUCAUUUUUAUCUACUGAUGCAUACUUACAUGCUGGCCUUUAAUCAUUGCUUUUACGCUGAAGGAUGUGGUGCCUUUUACUUAAUGAAGCACACUUUAGAGGAGAAAGUCCCAAAUUUUGGAAUUGGGCUUUUUUGAUUCGUUCAUCUUCUUUUCUUCUUCUUUUUAACUGCGCUAGUUAAUAAUGCUAUUCAUGUGGGAUACACCACACAUGUGACUGAUUUCUAGAGAAAUCAGCAAAUGCUAAUAUAAAUGAAGGGUGGCCAACUUAAAUGCAUAUCCUAUAUGGGUAGUCACAGUAAGACUAUGAUUGCAGUUAGGGUCAAUAGUAGGAUGCGUUGCUUUCAAAACCAGUCUAAGAUCUUAAGAAGCAUGGAAAUGUCCUCGAACUAGAGUAAUUGUUUAUGAUGUGUUUAGGGUGGCCUAGAGUUGGAGAUGAGGUGGUGGGGCUGGUGGUGACAUAGGGACAAGCAUAACUAGCAAUAAAAGAUGUUUGAUGGAAAAUUAGAUGAGUGGUCUAGAAUAGGAUUGAUAAUGAUUACCUUGAUCUCGUAAACAGAGACUUAUAGCUGAUGAUUGUGGAGUAAACAGCUAAUCAACUAUGUUUCUCUUAGAGGUGUAGAGAUCCCACUUAGCCUAAAGGAAUGUAAAAAUCAAAUAAGGAUGAACUAACCCUCAACUUCAUGCAUUGGGACCCUAGUUUCUCCACGGAGAAGGACCUUCAAAACCUUUUGGGGAAAGAGUUAGGAGGAUAAUUUUCUUCAUGUAGACUCCUAAUUAUAGGAACAAUAUGAGGCCUUUGGCUCUUAUUUAUGGUCUUAAAAUCCCAAUAGCUUCCUAAUGUAGCCCAAGACACAAGUUGAAGUGUUAACUUCGAAUUUAGGCCGCCCACUUAUUUUGAAUUUGGGCCAUAAAGUGAAAAGUGUAAGAAAGGGAGCCCACAUAUGUCACUAGUGGGUUGGAGGUUCGAAUUUAGGCCCACUUUAUGUCCUUUCACUUCUAGAAGGUACUUUAUGUCUCAUUUCUUCUAAAAGAGACUUUAAUGUGGUUCAGUCUGUAUUUAAGAUCUGUUUAGGAUCUCUGAUUGUCAGAUUUUGUACCUAAGAUCUGCUUAGGGUCUUUCACCGUCAGAGUUUGCUUUAGGUCAUGUCAGAGUAUUUUUAGAAGAUUUGUCUAAGAUCUCAGUCUGUUAGAGUCUGUUUUAAGUCAUUUCAGAGUUAGUCAGGCUUUGUCCCUAGGAUAUGUCAGGAUCCUUUUUUUGGGGAGCGCCCAAUCUCCUUUCUAGACCUAUAUAAAGGUCUCCAUUGUAACCUGAGGUACUCACUUUUUUUAGUUGAAUCAGUUUUCUCUAUUGUAAGAACCUUUCCCUCUUGCUGGUGUAUUUAGGCACCCCCUUGUGGAUUCAAGAGUUAAAGACUCCAAAUCUGUGGAUUCAGAGGCAGGUUUCUUCCCCAAGAUUAGAGCUUUGUGGAUUCAAGCCCAUAUCUUGUUUAUCUUCCGUGUUACUACUGCAUCACUUCCAUAACUAAUGGGGUGGAAUUUCGGCUUUAAAGUCUUCGAAAAAGAAGUGAAAACAGUUGGAAUAUUCUAGGGUCUUUCAUAAACCUCAAUUACUUCUAGAAACGACUGAAAUAGUUAAAGGUAAACUUUGACUUAACAACCAAAGAAAAUCAGCAAAAGAAAUCCCAUUAUGUUAUUCACUAAAUCUAACUAUGUGCUUCCUUGAUUGGUGCAUGACUAACUCUGAUUUCCUCUUCAGUUAUCAUCAGAUAAUACAUUUAUAACUUGAGAUGUAGGAGAUGUCGUCUUACCCCAGAUUUGUAUUAGAUGAGUUGAUCCCGCCUUUAAUUUAAUUUGUUGCAGCUUCAGAUCAGAUAAUAAGUGCUUGUGGGGUGCAAAUAAUGACAAGAGUGAAGAUGAUCAUAACUCCGUACUCUUUCCAUUCAUUUUUUGAGACAGAUCGGUGAUGAAUCUAUUAUGAACCUCUUGAGAUUUGGGUGAAUCUAUGCUCUAAUCUUACCUUAGACGUGGCUCCACUUAGGAAAUCAACUCUUCUAUUGUAUAGACGAAUCAGACUGAACAAUUGAAAAUGAAAAUUGGAAAGACAAUAGAUGUUUGUAGAUAGUAGGGUGAGUUCCUGAGGUCGGAUAGAUCCUCAAGAGAGCCUGAAUCAGACCUCCUCAAGGACAGAUCUCCUACACCACUCUUUGUUUUCUUCCCACCCCUUUCUUAUUUCGGCCUCUUCUAUAUUUACAGGCCCUAGUACAUUAUUUUGUCGUGGUCCCCCCUCAACAUGGGGGUUUAGGUCGUCUUGUGUAGAUGACAGUUGGCUUCGUAACAUUACUUCUCCCCAUGAGUUUCACCUUGUCCACAAGGUGAGAUGUAGGGAAUUGCCAAAGCAAUGUUGAUAUUGUCAUCCAUGACGAUUCAAAUGCUAGAAGAUGUUUUCAUAAAACUAAUACCUCUGUGCCUUGAGGAGUUGACCUGUGAGCUUUUAUUCCAUCUGAAAUUAGUAUCCAUUCCUAAUCUUCUAAUAGUGUUGGGGGAACUAAUUGGCUUUUGCUGUUUGUUCUGAGUGUCUUCUUGAGUUGAAAUAUAUGGAACCGGAUGAACAACUGAAUGGUUCGACAAUUAGAGUUUAUAUGCCAUUGGCCCAAUUCUUUCCAUAAUAAGAUACGGACCAAAAUAGCGAGGGUUUAACUUUUUGUUUUCCUUUUUCGCUAGAGAUCUCAUCCGAUAUGGUUUGAUCUUGAGGAAUACCAAGUCACUCACCUCUAAUUCAACUUCUCUAUGAUGCUUAUUUGUAUUAAACUUCAUCCUCAGUUGUGCCUUGUGCAAGUUGAAUUUUAGAAUCUUGAGGAUAGCAUCUCAUUCCGAGAGUAGUUGAUCGAUAGCAUCAAGUGGUGAAGGGGAUGUCCCAUAUUUGAUAAGUUUUGGUGGGUCCUUGCCAUAUAUCACUCGAAAAGGAGUCAUUUUAAUAGAAGAAUGAUAGUAAGUAUUGUAACUAUAUUCUGCCCAAUGAAGCCAUAAUUUUCACUGCUUUGGUUUAUCAAGUACCGCACAUCUCAAGUAAUUUUCUAAGCAUCUGUUGACUACUUCAGUUUGUCCAUCUAUUUGAGGGUGGUAAGAAGAGCUGAAUUUGAGUUUAGUUCCCUGUACUGUGUAGUUCACGCCAAAAUGUACUUAAGAAUAUUCGUCCCCUGUCGGAGACAAUUGUCUUUGAAAACCCAUGAAGUCUUAUGAUUUCCUUGAUGAAUAAUUAUAUGAUCUCCAUGGAUGAUGUAGGGUAAUGAAAUGACUGUACUUGCUUAAUUUAUCUACCACUACUACUAAUAUGGCAUUCGACCCAUAUAAUUUGGGCAAGCCUUCGAUGAAAUCCAUUGAAAGGUCUUCCCAUAUUUGGGUAGCUAUAGGCAAUGGCUACAAAAGUCCUGCUGGUGAUAGUGAAGAAGAUUUACAUUGUAAGCAAGUAAGACAAUUGUUGAUAUAUGCCUUUAUAUCUCUUCAUUCCUUGCCAAUAGAACUGUUGUGAAAUUCUAUGAUAUGUCUUCUGAAACCUAAAAUGACCCCCCACCGGGCUGUCAUGAAAUAAUUGUAAACAUUUACUAAUUAAAGAGAAAUGUGUGGGAAGACCUUUCUUUAUAUAGUAAGGAUCCAUUCUUCAAAUAAUAUAAUUCGUUUGCUGUAUCUCCUUUAAACAAUGAGGUUUUAAUCUCUGUAAGCCUAGCGUCUUCAUCCACUACUAGUCGAAUAGCUUCAAGAUGAAUGGAGUGAUGUGCUGUUGCCUCAUUUAGUUCAGCUUGCAGUAAUAAUAGACAUUGGGAUAAUACAUCUGCGGCCUUAUUGUUCUUUCCUUAUAUUUAUUUUCAAAACUAUAGCCCAUCAAUUUCACCAACCAAUUAUAAUAUUCAACAUGGAUUUUCUUCUAUUCAAGUAAGAAUUUAAGACUAUUGAGAAGGUAGUCUUGUCAUUAGUCUCUCGGUGGGGCAGUGAUAUGAUCUGCUUUAGAAGCCCUUAACAUUUAAAUAUUUAAUUUCAUGAUUUUGCUAUCAGCAUUUGGCAUGGCUUACUCUGUUAUCUUUUCACUCUCUCGAAAGUUCCAUAUUCCUCUGUCAUUUCUCCCAUAAAUGAAUUUUUCUCAUUGAUGUGUAUGCUUUUAGAAGUUCCAUAUUUCCCUCUCUUUGUUGUGGAAAUUGGUUCUAAUCAAUGGAGUUACUCUUCAAGCGCCAUACUUUUCCUUAUCGUUAUUAGUGAAAUGGGUUCUUCUGAUUUAAUGAAGUUUCUUGCCUUAUUGGUGUCUAUUUGCUACAUACAUGCUCUUUGCAGAAAGUCGAAUUGAAGAGUCACAUUAGACGGUCAAUGUCAGAGCCCAGAAAUGGUAAUCAAAUCAGACGUUCAAUGUCGGUCCCUGGGAAUAUGAAAGGUGGAACCUUGCACCGCAUGUAUUCCCUGGGAGGGUGGAUCCGUGUGAUUCCAGCUACUCCAUGCCCUAUUGGUGUGCAUGCCUCCUCUACGAAUGACAUCAUAUUGUCAGAGGCUGGUACUUAUUCUCCCACCAUAUUCCCCUUAAUAUAAAGCUCUUGUAUGAUCAUGUACAUUCCUCUUUAUAUGAAAUCUUGAAAGCAUAUUAUUCCUUCCGAGAAGAUUCAAGCUUCAGUCAGCCAAUGAUUCUUGUUACAUUUUCUUCUUUUUCCAGGAACUCAAGAUGAUGGCGAAGACAUCCCCGAGGAAGAUGCAGUAUGUAGGAUAUGCUUUGUUGAACUAGCAGAGGGAGGGGAAACUCUCAAGAUGGAGUGCAGCUGCAAGGGUGAGCUAGCCCUCGCUCACAAGGAGUGCGCUGUGAAAUGGUUCAGCAUUAAGGGCAACAAGACAUGUGACAUCUGCAAGCAGGAUGUUCAGAACCUACCCGUAACAUUAACAAGAAUACAGACCACCUCUGGUCGUAGGCAACCAUCAACUGGUGUCCGUCAAAGACAGGCAGGCCGACACAGGUAUGAGAAGAAGAAUCAAUGGGUUGUUCCACAUUCCUUCCUAAUUGAGAUUUGAUAUUCUUCGAAAAUAUUGAUAGCAUGGAGUUUCUUCCACGAAAAACAAUUAGCAUAUAGACAUCAAAAGCUUUUUCUAAAAAGAAGGAGUUGGACAUGGAGGUCCACAAUGCCCUUUUUCUCUUUGCUUUUUGAGAGUUUGUGUCAAAUUUUUGGUUAUUAUCAUCCUCCGCUGUUGUGUAAAAUGCAUAAACCAUUGUAGUUAUGAAGUUCUUUGAAUUUUAGUUAAUAGAAAGCUUUAUAAACUCUUGAGUGAAUAUUUACUAGAAAUUCUAUGUUAGCUUUUAGAAAUUGUGCUGGACUUUGAUCAUCUCUGAACACCUCCCUUCCUUCUUGUCUAUGCUAGCAGUGAACACGAGAGAGAGAGAGAGACACGAAAAGAAGAAGGCCAAAGCCCUAAAUUUCAUCACACUCUAAUGCUUACAUGUUGGUUGCUAUUUAUACUGACUAGCUGUUAUGAAAUGAGAGGGUAAACCGGACUGGUUCAAUUUGAACCAGUUCAGUCUAUUGUUUUGUUUGAAGGUAUGAUGGACAGGAAAAUAAAGGACAAAAUAAUAAAUGAAAAAAUUAUUUCUAACACUCCCCCUCAAGCUGGUGAAUGUAUAUUGUCCAUUCCCAGUUUGAACACAAGAUGAUAACAUAUGUUACCGUGUAGUCCUUUUGUGAAUAUAUCUACAAUUUGAUCAGUUGUAGGCAUAUAUAGAGUACAUAUCUGUCCACUAUCUAUCUUCUUCUUUAUGAAGUGGCGACCAAUCUCUAUGUGUUUAGUUCUGUCAUGCUGAAUAGAGUUGUGAGCAAUAUUGAUCGCCGAUUUAUUAUCACAAUAAAGCUUCAUUGGACCAUGUAUAUUGAUCUUCAAAUCCUUCAAUAUAAUAUUGACCCAUAGAAUCUCUUACCCCUUUUCAAAUCCUUCAAUAUGUAUAUUAUUAUAAUAAAGCUUCAUAAUGUUUUUUUAGUACAUUCUCUUACCCCUUUUCGAAGGGUAAUAGGUAGGGCUUCAUCAAUAGGUAAGGUGCUGGUCUGGGAUGUCUCAUUUGACUCAUCCUAGGAGGAUUCUUGAACAUGCACAAAUUCUGGAGUAUUCUCUUUUUUUUCUGGAAUAUACUUGGCCAAAUCUUCCUCUUUCAAGGUAUACAUUAGGAGUAGAUUCAAGAAUAGGUGGUUCGAUGGGAGCCAUAGUGAGGUCUGGUAAUGAAUUGGCAAUAAGUAAAAAAUUUAAUUAUGGAUCCUCUAACAUUUGAAUCUUAUCAUGAUGAUCUGAUGUGUUAUAGUAUGCUCCUCAUUGAAGGUAACAUCCCUUGAAAUAAAAAAUUUCUUUGUUGGAGGAUAAUAGCAACGAUAUCCUUUUUGUGUUUGGGAAUAUCCUACAAGAAUACAUUUUAGAGUUCUAGGAUCUAAUUUGUCCCUAUGUUGUUCAUGAAUAUGAACAAAUGCUGUACAACCAAAUAUUCUAGGUAUGAGGUUCGUUUUCAAUGGAAUAUGAGGAUAAAAGAAGAAAACAUGUCAACUGAGCUUUUAAAAUUCAAAGAUUUAGUUGGUAGACGAUUUAUAAGGUGGGCAGUCAUAAGAAUUCCCUCACCUUAAAAAUAUUUUGGUACGUUGUUUUGAAUAAUGAGAGCUCUGGUCAUCCCUAACAGAUGACCAUUUUUCCGUUCAGCCAUUCUAUUUUGUUAGGGUGUAUAGACAUAUGAUGAUUUGUGUACUAUACCUUCUUUUUGAAAGUAAGAAGUUAAAGUAUGAUUGAAGUAAUCUUUAGCAUUAUCAGAUCUAAACCUCUGAAUUGUUGUCUCAAAUUGUGUUUUUAUUAAAGAAUAAAAUUAUAUGAGUGCCAUACUUAUAUCAGAUUUAUUUUUAAGCAAAUAAAUCCACAUCAUCCUUGCACAGUCAUCAAUAAAGGUGAUAAACCACCUAGCUCCACUUGUGUUAGGUGUUGGUGAAGGCCCCCAUAUAUUGCUAUGAACAUGAAAAAAAGGUAUUGAACAAUUCAUAUUAUUUUUAGGAAAUGGUAUUUUUCAAUGUUUGGCAAAUUCACAUACUUCACACUUGAAUUCAGAGGUGUUCAAGUUGUGAAACAAAGAAGGAAACAAACUCUUCAGAAUCAAAAAAGAGGGAUGUCCUAAUCUUUGGUGUUGAAGCCAAUUUUUUUCACUGUUUGACAGGUCAGGGUUCUUGGGAAUAUUGUUUUGAUCUACUGCAAUGUUUGAUUGGCUUGCUAAUAGAGUCCACUUCAUUCUCUAGCACGUCCAAUCGUCCUCCUAGACAUUUUGUCAAAAAACAGACAAGUAUUAGGAUCAAACACAUUACCUAGGUCAUGUGUGAGUUUGUUAAUGGAAAUUUGGUUGGUGGUUAACAUAGGAAUAUGAAGUACAUUUUUCAAGGUAAUAUAAGGUGAUAGGCAAAUGUUUCCUAUCCCAGCAACCGUGACUGAGGAGCUAACAAUUAUGGUAAUUUUUCUAUUGCUUGGACAAGGAUCAUAUGAGUUAAAUAGAUGGGAGACAUAGGUCAUGUGUUAUGUGGCUCCUAAAUCAAUGAUCUAGGGUGAAGAUUUACUAUUUGUUGAGGCACUGAAUUCAAGAAAAGUUGAAGACUUACUUGAAUAGUUAAAUGAAUAUGAAGCUUGUAAUACUUGAGCUUGUGGAACUUCUUCUAUGGCAGCUGAGGUAUUUACUUUCCCUUGUUGGACAACAAAUAUAUGUGCUUGAUUUUCACUCUUUUGUUAUCCCUUCUUUUGUGCCCAUUCAUGACUUUGAGGCCUUCUGUGUAAUUUAUAACACCUGUCAAUUGUGUGCCUUGCUUUCUUGCAAUAUGUACACCAUAACUUGUCUCUAAAAUCAUUGCUAGAAGUCCUCUCUUGCCUUGAAGUCCUCUCUUGUCUUGAAGAUUCACCCUUUGUUUUGGUACUGUUAUUGUCAUAAUUUUUUCCAUUUCUAGCCAUAAAUGCUGAAUUUUCCACGUUCUGAGAACCAAGCAUUAGGUUCCGACGACUUUCUUCUCCUCUCACUAGGGAGAUUACUUCAUUUAGAGGAGGUAAUUUCUCUCUUCCUAAGAUCUGAAUUCUGACUUGAACAUAUUCAGAGUUCAGUCCCACAAGAUAUUCGUAGGUUCUAUUUCUUUCUAUUUUCUCUCUAUACAAUGCUGUAUCAAAUGGAUCUCUCAUAUCAGUAAUUUUUUAUUGAUCAAAUUCUUGCCAUAAUGUUCUUGCUUCAUGAGUGUAUUCUGUCACUGAUUUUUCCCCUUACCUCACAGUCAUCAUCUUUAACUUUAAUCCAUAAAGUUGUGCAGCAUCUCUUGCUCUUGAAUAAGUCUGAUAGAAAUUUUCCCAACUUGCUCUAGCUGUGGGAAGAUACAAACAUGUUCUACGGAUCUCAGGAAUCAUGGCGGUCGACAUCCAAGCCAUGAUUCUUGAGUCUUUUUGAUCCCAUGCUUUAAAUCUCGGAUCUCCAGCCUUCAAGCUUGGAUGAGCUAAAUUAUUUGCCAUUCCCCGUCCUUUGAGAACAACUCAAACUUGCUGAGACCAUCCAAAGUAAUUCCUGCCAUGUAGAUGAUCUGUUUGUGGUAUAAUUGACAAAUCUCCCUAGAUCGGACUAGGCCCCACCCUCAUAGAUCGGGAUUGUUCUUGUUCUGCCAUAGAAGUCGCUUCAGACAUUCUUGAGAAUUCAAGAAUUAGGUAUGUUUGUUUUAGAAAUGAGUUAGUCUACAAAUCAAGACAUGGACCUACAGUUCGUGUUCUGUAGAUCAAUAGUGCUAGAUUCUCACCUAAAUAUUGCAGAAUCAGCGAACAGCUAGUUACUUGUUUUAACAAGUCACAAAGAAAUGUGUUCUCUCUUGAAAAUGAAAAAAACGGUUGUUCAAGAAGAACUCAGAAGAUCAAAGGAGUCUGAAAUGAUCACACCUGUGCUCUAAUAUCAUGUUAGAAAUCGUGCUGGACUUUGAUCAUCUCUGAACACUUCCCUUCCUUCUUGUCUGUGCUAGCAGUGAACACGAGAGAGAGAGACACGAAAAGAAGAAGGCUGAAGCCCUAAAUUUCAUCACACUCUAAUGCUUACAUGCUGGUUGGUAUUUAUACCAACCAGCUGUUAUGAAAUGAGAGAGGGUAAACCGGACCGAUUCAAUUUGAACCGGUUCAGUCUAUUGUUUUGUUACAAGGUACGAUGGACAGUAAAAUAAAGGACAAAACAGUAAAUGAAAAAAUUAUUUCUAACAUUAGCAAAGGCACUGGGCUACCAGAAGUCAAUAGUUGAUAUCAGAUAUCAUGGGUAUCAUAACUGAAGAUUGAAUGUUAUUUCAUAGAAAGUUUUUUACCAUCUUCUCUGUCUUAAAAGGUGACUGUAACCUCUAUCCACAGGAGGGAAAUGCAUUUUCUGCAAUCAAGCUCUUUUCAGUUGGCUUCGUAAUUAUCAAAUUUUAUGUUCCCCAAAACUGAUGAACAAAAUAGUCUUUACAAGUGGAUGGUGAGGAAGCCACAUUGUGGCCCUUAAUUUUCGGAGAUUAAUAUUACCAUGGAUGUCAGAAAUGGGAUUUUAUAUCUUGUAAUGGCGUAGUUUGUUUCUCAUUUAAAGGCAGAUGCAGAUCUGUUUCUAGGGUCAGAUACCGAAAUUUGUCCUCUGGAAACCGUAUUCUGGCUCCAGGAUUAACAAGAACAGGUGUUACCACAAGAAGAACAGUCAUAAAUGAAAUCACUCGUGUACAUGAAAAGUGGGCUGUUGGGUUAUGUGGCUCUUCCCUCUCCACCCCUGAAAGGGACCAAAGUUUCUGUAAUACUCGAAUUACUCGAGUAAGAACCUGUUUUGUUGAUACACUUUUAGGAAUUAUGUCGACGAUGUGAUCAGAAAUUCUCACAUUUCAUGGUUUUUUGAGGUUAAUGGUACAUCUAUCAUACUCUUUCAAUGACUUGGUUCCAUGUGUAUGCUGGUGGUCAAGCUAACUUUUUCUGUUUUCUCAUUCCUCAUCCUUGGCAGGGUCUUGCAGGAUAUACCAGUUCUUGUCAUUGUCAGCAUGCUGGCAUACUUCUGCUUUCUGGAGCAACUUUUGGUAAAGAAUCUAUUGCAUGUCAUGCUAUAUAUAUUUAAUUAUUUCGUUUAGUUAUACUUCUGUAAACAAAUUUAGAAUUCCAAUGGAAACAGGUUACAAGUAUGGGUUCCCGUGCCCUUGCUCUGUCUUUGCCCUUCUCCUUUGCUUUGGGUCUCCUCUCGUCCAUGAUAGCUUCAACAAUGGGUAAGAUACUGUAAAUUUUACCUUGUUCCAAGUGAUAAUCCUUCAACAGGAAAUGUAAAUGGAAAGUUGAGGAACGUGCUUCUUGUAAACUUUUAUUCAUGUGCAUAGAUUUAUGCCUUGUCUCGCUGAUGGUAGUUUGUGUGUCAUAAGAUAUUUCUGGCCUUGGUAAGAAGGCUACACCACCGCCCCUGUUUGAUUCCACCUUGGCAUCUCAUCAAAUAAAUUAUAUAUUUUAGUUAUCGGAUAACGAUGAUGUCAAUGCUAUAAACGUGACAAGAAAACACCUCUGUCUCUCUGGCUGUUUAUUCGGAUGGCAUCUUGUUUCAAACUAAUCUGCAACACGUAAAAUAUAGAUGUAAGCCAAAAACAUUCUCAAGUCACCUAUCAUCCAAUUAAGUAGACAGUCAAAAGGAUCGCACAUAAAUAACCGUAUAAUUCUAAAGUAAACGAGAAUCGACAUUUUUUCUUGAAGAAAAGUAAUUGAUUUUUAGAGAUUUUUUGACUGGAGGUAAUCUCCAAUGGGGUUUUCGAUUCUUGUUUGAUUAGUUUUUCUUGUUAAUAAUGGUUUCUCUUUACAUUUUGUCUUAAUUUACAUCUACGUUUGAUUCCAGUGAGCAUAAGCUACAUCUGGGCUUUCGCUUCAUUUCAGUUUGCGGCCAUUAUCCUUUUUGCCCACAUCUUCUACGACGUGGUAAGGAGUCAGCAUUCAUCCCCGAAUCAAAGAUAUGGUAGGAGUUCUGUCCUUCAAAUUCAAGAUCAAUCUGACCUGUGUGCUUUCUUCAUUAUGCCUGCAGCUUGAAGUGGCCGCUGUUCUCUCUGUGCUCCUCUCCUCUUUCACUGGCUUUGGCAUUUCCAUCUGUGUCUCUUCUCUACUCAUGGAGUUCCUGAGAUGGAGGACCAGAAGGAGACUACGGGCCGCUGCUACCCUCUCCCAGAAUGGCGGGCACAGACACCAAGCCCCACCCAGGGAGGACCUAGUGACCGAAGCUGCAGGCAGUGGCCAUGGUCAGCAAGAAAGCGGAAGUCAGACUCAGCUGUCUUCUUCGCAGCCAGGAUAA
Molecule: messenger RNA, 12357 nt
Organism: Spirodela intermedia
Lineage: Eukaryota; Viridiplantae; Streptophyta; Magnoliopsida; Alismatales; Araceae
Source: the annotation of a GenBank genome assembly